Bolinopsis microptera is the source of this 3357-nucleotide messenger RNA. RefSeq names its product A disintegrin and metalloproteinase with thrombospondin motifs adt-1-like. The record is from RefSeq and is a predicted model, not a curated record. Gene Ontology annotation, biological process: cell adhesion. The transcript has 27 exons. Bases 1 to 3222 code for a protein of 1073 amino acids. NCBI's taxonomy places the organism in Eukaryota, Metazoa, Ctenophora, Tentaculata, Lobata, Bolinopsidae. Gene Ontology annotation, cellular component: extracellular matrix.
AUGCGUCCCUCUAAAAAGUCCGAUUCCCUUCAUGUGGAGGAAGUGUUAUGGAGUGAGUGUAUUGUAGAAGAAGGAGACUGCGGGGCGGGAACUCAGACCAGUAGUCGCCUGGUCCUGAGAUCAGGAACUCACGUUACCUACCAACAGAGGAACUGUACAGUUGACUGUGAUGUGGAACUUGACUUGUUUGAGAGAGAUGUUCUAGCGACUCCAGCAAGUGGCACGAGCAUGCUGGAUCAACUUCUGGACACAGAACAGCGUUCAUACAACCCGGCUCCUGACGAACUCUUAUCCGGACAAAGCGAAUUUGAAGACACUAAUUACGAGGAUGUGGAAGAGGCGUCCCAGUCACCAGUAUCUACCAGUUUUGAAGGGACUAUAAUACAAGAUAGCCGGAUAGCAGAGCUGCAAAGCGGCACUGAGGCUUCGGAACUUGAACGUGAUGAAUUCUGCACCGUUAACAUAACAACACACGUGUACGAGCCGUGUAACGUGACCUGUGGAGCAGGAUUCGAGCGGGUUAUUCUCCUCCGGAACAACUUUAGGCCCUGUGGAGAUAAAUCCCGACCUUGCUUCCGAAACUGCACUCACCGACAUUCUAUAUACUACGAGAAGAUGACUGAAUGCCAGGGCGAGUGUGACGGAGGGAACAGCACAGUACAAGGCACUCAGCUUUAUAUGAAGUUUUGUCAGGAUAACCCAUGUGCUAUAAAAACGGAGACGUGUACUGUACAAUGUGGUGAAGAUGAGCCGAGAAAACCUGGUGAGACUCACGGUUGGAGUGAAUGCACUGCUCGGUGUGGUCCAGGUACUCAGUCCCAAGUGGUCGAGGGAGGGGAUGUCGUCACCAGAUCUUGUAACGGCUCAUGUGAUCAGGAUAUACCACGUGACAGUGAUUACUCGGAUUGGAGCGUCUGUAGUGCCCGCUGUAAUAUUGAUGUACAAACACGUGGUCUCCAUGGCAACAACCGUACUGAUAACUACCAACUUUGUUACGGGCCAUGUGACGGAAUGGGGGUGUUGUGGAGCGACUGGUCGCUUUGCACGUGUUUUGAUCACGGAGCUGGUGUUUCCAAGAGGUACCCAAUCAGCUGUAACUCCUCCUCCGAGUGUAAUGAAGAGACUGUGUCGUGUUCAUACAGUGAUUGUGCCGAGCAAGAUGAAAGUUCUUACAUUGUUCACGGUAUCAAACUGGUUGACAGUAGUAGUGAAUAUUCUGUAGCAGAGGGCUCAUCUCUAGAACUGACUUGCUUAGUACUGCUAGAGACCUCAUCAGACUCAGCUAUGACGUCAUCAGACUCAGCUAUGACGUCAUCAGGCUCAGCUAUGACGUCAUCCAAUCUGAAGGCCACGAAUCUUUCUCCGAGUGGGAUCACAUUAUCAUGGAUUACAGUUUCUCCAGAUGAAGGGACGAUUGAUUUUGAAGAGCAUGUAGUUGUAAAGAGGGUUGACAAAGUUUACAAAAUACUUUACAACGUCUUAAGAAUAAAAGUUGUGAGAGCAAUCCACGCUGCAGGCUACCUGUGUAAAGUUACAUCGGCAUCAGGAGCACAGCACACAACAAUCAAACCUGUUAAAGUUUUUAGUUUCAUCGCCUCCCCACACAACGUCACUGUUGCUUUAGGUGGUGAAGCUGUCCUAACGUGUCAUGUUCAACAUCCGGACCAGAUAACUACUCCCAACAAUAAUGUACAGGAGAGAAGCAAAGUGUACAUCACGUGGUUAAAAGAUGAUCUAGUCCUCUUCUCUCUGGUUCAUGUUAGGUCGCCCUUCAGAAGCUUACUUACUGUGUUUAACGCUGAUGAGAAUGAUGGGGGUCGUUACAGCUGCCAGGCUCGGUCCGGUGAUCUGAAGAUAGUGUCAAAAGCAGGUCAGGUGACAGUGGGCGUGGAACCACUGGAGUUGGAGACACGGUCAGACGAUAUGAUGGAUUCUCUGGUGUGGUCAGAGUGGUCGGAGUGGUCAGAGUGCUCCAAUCCGUGUGAUAUGGGUUUGAGGGUGCGGAGUCGACUUGUGAGUGAAGACACGACAGAAAAUGAAAUUAGUCUAUGUUCUGGAAGCUCUGAAUGUGCGACAUCUCAAGUAGGAAUGGUUAUAAGAGUGGUGUACAGUGAAGUGUCUCACCAAGUGUCAAUACUCUCAGCUUGGUCUGUGUGGGGAUCUUGUGAAACGUAUACAUGCUCCAGGUCCAGGUCCAGGAAUUGUUUGAGUACUGGGUGUGAAGAAACACUGUUAUCAGAACCUGAAUAUUGUAAUCCCUGUGUAGUUCAGAGCGGUGGUCCGGGCAGAAAGAAACGGUCGGCAGAGUACCUGACGGGUAGAUUCUCAAAAUGCUCAACAAACUGCGGUCUUGGAGUCACUGUCAGACCAAUCUUCUGUGACGACUGUAAUCAGAUGACGUUUGAAGUGGACUCAUGUAUGAGUGAUGUUCAAUGUCAAGGUAGCAAUUUGGGAGUUUCUGCUCAAGUAACUAUCUUCUCGGACUCUAACGGAGUUGAGAUGUAUUCGGAGUGGGCUGACUGGGGGGAGUGUAACUGUGGAACCAGGACUCAGACCAGGACCAGGUUUUGUAUUACAACUAGCUGUGCAGAGCCUGCACUUUGUCAGGAGUGUUCUAUAGGCGACCAAAGCGAGGAUAGAUCGUGUGACAAACAGUGUGAGUUAGACUCCUUCACAACCUGGAGUGUUUGGGGACAUUGCCAACCCUCCUGUGGAUCCGGCAGACGCUACCGCACACGCUCUUGCAACGGGUACACGUGCACGGGUAGACUAUCAGACUCAGAACAGUGUGACACGGAGUGUGCGGAGGUGGACUACUUCUUUACCCAGUGGAGUAACUGGACAUCCUGUAAUCUUCAGAAUUAUAAGCUCAGGACCAGGACUUGUAUAGAUGAGACAAACUGUCCGAACACUGCAAAAUUGAAGUUAGAUUUGAAGAAUUGUGACCAAAUUGCAGGAGAACUCGGUUAUGAGGACGGAUCUGGUGAUACAGGUAAAUACGAUGAUGAUAGUGCUGAUAGUGCUGAUAGUGCUGAUAGUGCUGAUAGUGCUGAUAGUGCUGAUAGUGCUGAUAGUGCUGAUAGUGCUGAUAGUGCUGAUAGUGCUGAUAGUGCUGAUAGUGCUGAUAGUGCUGAUAGUGCUGAUAGUGCUGAUGGAGAAUACUACGAGCAAUGGAGCGUAUGGUCAUCGUGUGAGAAUCAGAGCUAUAAAGGAGUGUGCUGAUAGUGCUGAUAGUGCUGAUAGUGCUGAUAGUGCUGAUAGUGCUGAUAGUGCUGAUAGUGCUGAUAGUGCUGAUGGAGAAUACUACGAGCAAUGGAGCGUAUGGUCAUCGUGUGAGAAUCAGAGAUAUAAGUACAG